Molecule: messenger RNA, 791 nt
Organism: Apis dorsata (giant honeybee)
Lineage: Eukaryota; Metazoa; Arthropoda; Insecta; Hymenoptera; Apidae
Product: general transcription factor IIF subunit 1-like
Exons: 2
Coding region: 250-660 (136 amino acids)
Source: RefSeq, a predicted model, not a curated record
AAAGGAAAAAAAAAUUGGCAUCGAAGUGGUAAGAAGGCAGAAGUCAUGAAUCAAUUUGUCCAUUCGUAACACGUAAUAUAGGUCUGGCAUAUAGUUACGAAACAGUGAGCAAUAACCAAUGAAACGAAAUCGUUUCGCUACCUGGACGCGAUCUCAUAAACGUGUGGUCGCAUAUAAAGACGGAUGAAAGACACGGGCAAAAGCCAGUCAAAAUUUUCGAAGCGGAGUUAACAGUGUUGGCCAACAAUAAUGUGGAGAAACGUGCUGACCCUCGUGUUUCUCUGUAUCGGACUAGCAACGUCAGAUUUAUCGCCAUAUAAACCAAGGGGAUGGCGCCCUAAUGGUCAACGCUUUAAUCCUGCCAACAAUCGAUUGCAUGCGUAUUACGGGCCCCCUGGAUUACCAGCCUAUGAACCUCCACGCCCGACAAGCCAACCCCCAAUUUUCACCACCACGGCCACCACCCCGCAACCGACAACAACGACGACAACGAUGAAAACCACAACGACCCCGCGAACCAGAGAGCCUACGACGCCCUCUGCCGACGAAGAUUUCGACACGAAUCCAGCCUUGGCCAUCGCCAACUCCUUCGCCUUUAAUCGACCCGUUUAUAUUUACAACACCUUCCCCUUCUUACCCGGCCAAAUAUUGUUGAAAUGAAUCGAUUAAUCUUGAUGCGAGGUGAACUAUGGUAUAUUUAUAGCAUACGAGUAAAUGGUGUAUGUUUUAUGGGGAUGUUGGGGAAGUUCGUGUCGAUUUUUGGAUGAAAAUAUAGAAAAUGCGUUGAUGUU